UAUCACACUCUGGAUGGCAAGCGUAAAAGAAAAUUCACCCUUUUGCUUUCUGGUUUCACAAGAUUUUUAAGGUCUGUCUACAUAGGAACUUUGAUUUCAAUUGAUUACAAAUUGUCUUUGUGGGGCAUUCAAGAAAACUCGAGAGAAUGGAACAAGAUGAUACCAGCUGUACACAAAAGAUCGGCUGAGAGGGUACUUCAGGGCUGCCUUCGGAACAGUGGCCUCUACAUCAAGUUAGGGCAGGGGCUGGUCUGCCUGAACCAUAUCCUACCCAAAGAAUACAUCGACACACUGGAGGUACUACAGGACCAGGCUCUUGCUCGAAAGAAAAAUGAGGUGGAGGCGCUGUUUUUAGAAGAUUUCGGGAUGAAGCCCAUGGAGAUGUUCAAAGAGUUUGAUGAUGUUCCAAUCGCUGCUGCCUCUCUGGCUCAGGUGCACAGAGCUGUCACUCACGACGACAAGAAAGUGGCCGUCAAAGUUCAGUACAUAGACUUACAAGAUAGAUUUGUUGGAGACAUAAGGACAGUUGAGCUGCUGCUGAAAGUCAUAGAAUGGAUGCAUCCAAAUUUUGGAUUUGCUUGGGUUCUACAGGAUCUAAAAGGUACCCUAGCCAAAGAAUUAGACUUUGAGAAUGAAGGAAGGAAUGGUGAAAGAUGCAGGCAAGAUUUGAAGCAUUUCAAAUUUAUAUACGUUCCGAAAGUAUAUUGGAUGUACACAAGCAAAAGGGUCUUGACGUGUGAGUACAUUGAUGGCUGCAAGGUCAAUGACCUUGACAGGAUCAAACAGAUGGAUAUCACGGUUGCUGAGGUCAACGAGAAAUUAGUGAAAUGUUUCUCACACCAACUCUUCCACACUGGAUUCGUUCACGCUGACCCACAUCCAGGCAAUGUAUUUGUAAGAAAGGACAAACAGAACAGAUGCCAGCUGGUUCUAUUGGACCAUGGUCUCUACGAAUUCCUAUCCAUAAACGAUCGAAAGUACCUCUGCCGAUUUUACGAAGCUAUCAUGACAAGAAAUGACCGCCAGAUGGAGUUUUAUUCCAGAAAACUUGGGGUCAAAGAUUACAAAAUAUUCAGCGAGAUCCUGGUCCAGCGUCCAAUCAGCAUCUCCAGCAUCAAGCUGUCUAGUGUGAUGACCCCUGCCGACCUCGAGUACAUGAGGGUCAUGGCCCAGAAACAUUUCGAUAAGAUCAUGGCCGUCCUUAGAGAUAUGCCCAGGCCCAUGCUGCUCGUCAUUAGAAACUUGAACACCAUCAGAGCGAUCAGCAAACAACUCCACCAUCCUGUCGAUAGAUACUCUAUCAUGGCUAGAUGGUUCGUUCAUUUGUCUAUCUCUAUCUAUCUUUUUCUUUACAAAAAUUCAAAUAAAUUAUUCUUUAAACCAAUAAACAGUGCUAUUUCUGGCUCGUACAACAACAGAUACACAACGAGCAAAAGAAGGAAGAUCGUGAACACUUUGAAAUACUUCUACCACAUUUUCGUCUUCGAAUUCAAACUCAGGUUCAAUACAAUGAGAUUGUUUGAUGGUGAAGUGUUUGGUCCGGUUUUGCAGUAA
Helobdella robusta is the source of this 1554-nucleotide messenger RNA. RefSeq lists its product as hypothetical. The annotation marks the transcript as partial. Lineage: Eukaryota; Metazoa; Annelida; Clitellata; Rhynchobdellida; Glossiphoniidae. The record is from RefSeq and is a predicted model, not a curated record. The transcript is spliced from 11 exons.